Messenger RNA from Thecamonas trahens ATCC 50062, 1009 nucleotides. Its product is annotated as derlin-2. The transcript has 2 exons. Bases 45 to 767 code for a protein of 240 amino acids. Gene Ontology annotation, cellular component: Hrd1p ubiquitin ligase ERAD-L complex; endoplasmic reticulum membrane. Gene Ontology annotation, biological process: endoplasmic reticulum unfolded protein response. The record is from RefSeq and is a predicted model, not a curated record. Gene Ontology annotation, molecular function: ubiquitin-specific protease binding; misfolded protein binding. NCBI's taxonomy places the organism in Eukaryota, Apusomonadida, Apusomonadidae.
GAGAACCGACCGGUGGGAACUCACGGAGAGCUCACGUGGCAGUCAUGGCAGCUGUGCAGGAGAUGUAUCGGAACAUUCCGCCGGUGACAAGAACCUGGGCGACAUUGGCGGCAGUGACGACGGGGGCGGCGCAGCUGGGUAUGAUCUCGCCGUUUACGCUGUACUUUAACUGGAAUCUAAUCAUGCGCGGCGAGGUGUGGCGGCUCAUCACGCCGUUUGUGUACUUUGCGUCGGCAGGCCCGCUGGACAUGCUCCUGCAUCUCUACUUUCUCAUCCGCUACUGCCGGACACUAGAGGAGUUUCACUACGCCGGCCGAGUUGCGGACAUGCUGUACAUGAUUCUGUUUGGAGCAGUGUGCAUGAUCGCCGCCGCCCCGUUUCUUGGCCUCCUCUUCCUCGGCGACUCGCUCUCGUUCAUGACCGUCUACGUAUGGGCACGUCGCAAUGAGCACGUGCACAUGAAUCUGUUCGGCCUCAUGCCGUUCACCGCGCCAUACCUGCCGUGGAUUCUGCUUGCCUUUUCCUUUGUCAUGGGCCACUCACCCAUCCCGGACCUGGUCGGCAUUGUCGUCGGUCAUCUCUACUACUACUUUGUCGACAUCUACCCAGCCACCUCAGGCCGCCACCUCUUGGCCACCCCGCACUUUCUCCGCGUCCUCUGUGGCGACAUUCGCGCACAGCCGCCGGCACCGGCUCCUGUUGCCGGUAACAAUCCUGAUGCCCCGCCCGCCCGGCCUGGCGGUUUUGCCUUUGGCGCCGACGAGUGAUAGCCGCUCGCACCGUGCAGAUGAACGUGCACUGUGCCGUGUGCGCCACUUGCAGUAAGAUGACUUGCGGCUGUGCUGCCUUCCGCCGCACAUUCCGUCACCGACCUGACCGCCGCUGGCCUUGCAUCGUUCCGUGCCUCACAUCCACAUGCCUACACGCGCCUAGAUUACGUGCCGUCUCAUCCCAUCAUGGGGAAAAUACCACGAUCACGAUGAUUGACAUAAAAGCAACCCAAUCCCCC